GUGUCUCCACUCAAGGUUGCAUGCCUCUUCCUCACCGGAACUUCCAACAGCUCGGUCUGCAAAUUAAUCAUUCACUUUGAAAGAUGGUGGCAUUUGGGAAAAAGUUGAGAGAAUCCCAGAUCCAAGAAUGGAAAGGACACUACAUUGACUAUAAGUUAAUGAAGAAGAAACUCAAGCGAUAUACGCAACAAGUUGAAGUUGGAACAGAAAAUCACCUUAUUGUUCUGAAGGACUUCUCUAGAUUGCUAGAUUGUCAGAUUGAGAAGUUUGUUCUGUUUCUGUUGGAACAACAAGGAAUUCUUGCAAGCAGGUUAUCCACUCUUGGAAAACAGAAUGAUUCUCUUUUACAGCAGGCAGAUAGAAAAAAAGUAUCUGAAUUGCGAGAAGCAUAUCGAUCAAUUGGUCAAGAUCUCUUAAGAACUCUCUUUUUUGUUGAGAUGAAUGCCGUUGGUCUGCGUAAGAUAUUGAAGAAGUUUGACAAGCGAUUUGGCUUUAAAUUUACCAAUUACUAUGUGAAAACCCGUGCAAAUCAUCCUUAUUCCCAGUUACGACAAGUCUGUAAGCAUGUGGUAAUGUAUCAACUUGGCAUUGGAGCCGUUGUGGGAGCCAUAUCUCGAAACCUUGCUGACCUCCAAGAUCAUCGUGGGAGCUACAUAUCAAUAUAUGAUCAGCCUGCUUUAUCCCACCCGGAUCCAGUUGUUGAUUCUAUCAGAGCCGCAGUGGACAGGUUGUCAAACUCGACAAAUUUCCUCCAUUAUUUGGGAAAACAUGCACUUAUUGUGCAGGACGAGUUUCCAAGUUCAUCAGAGGAUUCUACUGAUGACAACUAUCAUUUCAUGUCACUUCUCUUGAAUUUGGCAAAUACAUUUCUGUAUAUGGUCAAUACAUAUAUAAUUGUCCCGACCGCUGACAGAUACACCAUGACCCUUGGAGCUGCCGCAACAGUCUGUGGUGUUGUGAUUGGGUCAAUGGCUGUUGCCCAGGUGUUUUCUUCAGUUUAUUUCAGCGCAUGGUCAAAUAGAUCAUACAUGAGACCACUUGUGUUCAGUAGCAUAGUUCUUUUUGUGGGGAAUACCUUAUAUGCACUGGCGUAUGAUCUUGAUUCGUUAUCAGUACUUCUGAUUGGUCGACUCUUCUGUGGGUUAGGUUCUGCAAGAGCAGUUAAUCGGCGUUAUAUCAGUGAUUGUGUACCCCUUAAAUUGCGGAUGCAAGCUUCUGCUGGUUUUGUCAGUGCUAGUGCACUCGGAAUGGCUUGUGGUCCUGCUCUUGCUUGCUUAUUCCAAACUGAGUUCAAGAUUUACAAGUUGACAUUCAAUGAAGCCACAUUACCUGGUUGGGUCAUGGCUCUUGCAUGGCUUGUAUAUUUGCUGUGGCUAUGUAUUUCUUUUAGAGAGCCUUCUCGUGAAACCAAAGAAAAUGUUGUGCCAGAAGAAUCUAAUUCUGGGAGGUAUAUAAAUGGUUCUCGUGAAACUAAAGAAAAUGCCUUGCCAGAAGAAUCUUAUUCUGGGAGGUUUAUAAAUAUAUCUGUGGACAAUUAUUCUACUCAACCAUUACUGAUGAACUCCAACAAUAAGCUACAAGAUGAAGACGAAGACGAGGAUGAAGAUUGUGAUGAUGCUGAAGAAGAUUCCAAAGAAAUCCAAAAGUCAGUCAAUUCAAUUGUGUCAGCAUAUAGAUUGCUUACACCAUCAGUAAAGGUUCAACUACUUGUAUAUUUUAUGCUCAAAUAUGCUAUGGAGAUCGUACUUGCUGAGUCAAGUCUCAUCACUGGAUAUUAUUUUAUUUGGUCAACUAGCAGCGUCGCAAUCUUUCUUGCAUGUCUUGGGUUAACAGUGCUUCCAGUCAAUGUUCUUGUCGGAAGCUAUAUCAGCAACAUAUUUGAAGAAAGGCAAGUUUUAUUGGCCUCUGAAAUUCUGGUAUGCAUAGGUAUACUACUAAGCUUCCACAUCUUCAGCUCUUACUCUGUGCCUCAAUAUGUCGGCUCAGCUCUUCUAACCUUCGUGUCAGCUGAAGUCCUUGAAGGUGUGAACUUAUCACUCCUAUCUCGUGUCAUGUCAUCAAGACUUUCUCGUGGGACUUUCAAUGGUGGAUUGCUUUCAACUGAAGCAGGGACCCUGGCCCGGGUAGUUGCAGAUGGAACAAUAACCCUAGCUGGGUAUUUAGGUGUAAGCAAGGUCUUGAAUACCACCUUGGUUCCUUCUUUGUUCUUCUGUGUUUGUUCCAUUGUUGCCACCUGCUUCACCUACAACUCUCUCUACUAA
Messenger RNA from Fragaria vesca subsp. vesca, 2261 nucleotides. Its product is annotated as SPX domain-containing membrane protein At4g22990-like. Lineage: Eukaryota; Viridiplantae; Streptophyta; Magnoliopsida; Rosales; Rosaceae. The coding region runs from base 84 to 2261 and encodes 725 amino acids. The transcript has 12 exons. Gene Ontology annotation, molecular function: transmembrane transporter activity. Gene Ontology annotation, biological process: transmembrane transport. The record is from RefSeq and is a predicted model, not a curated record. Gene Ontology annotation, cellular component: membrane.